Messenger RNA from Puccinia triticina, 1200 nucleotides. RefSeq lists its product as uncharacterized. Gene Ontology annotation, biological process: carbohydrate metabolic process. The transcript is spliced from 18 exons. Lineage: Eukaryota; Fungi; Basidiomycota; Pucciniomycetes; Pucciniales; Pucciniaceae. The coding region runs from base 1 to 1200 and encodes 399 amino acids. The record is from RefSeq and is a predicted model, not a curated record. Gene Ontology annotation, molecular function: polygalacturonase activity.
AUGCAACUCGCGACCGCCUACCAACAUCCUAUGGUCUUGAUUCUAUGCGUAUGGAUCUGCUUUGUAAGCGUCACUUGUGCAAAGAAGACUUGCAAUGUUUUGGAUUACGGUGCAAAAGCCGAUAAGCAAACCGACAUAGGCCCUCCUCUGCUGAAAGCAUACGCAGAUUGUUUAAAGGCGACCACUGGACGCCCGGAAGAUACCAUCGUACUAAUCCCUCAAGGCGAUUUUUCCCUCAAGAGCAACGUCCUAUUUGCCAAAGGAAAAGGACUUACUUUCACAUUCAAUGGCCAAAUUCAUCUAGCUUACAAUAGUCGGUACACCGGUAACAUGAUUGCGUUCACUCGCUGUCAGAAUCUCGUUGUGAACGGCGUAGGAGCCUUUCAUGGCUAUGGAGAUUUAUAUCGCCCCGGUGGCAAUCUCAAUCACUUACCACAGCGACCCCGUCUGGUACGGUUUGAAAAUUGUCAAGACGUAGAUUAUUCUGGGUUUAACCUAUUUGAUGCACCUUUAUAUCACCUGGUAGUUGCUUUGGGAACCAACUUCCGGAUCCACAACUUCCGUAUCAGCAGUACCAAUAUUGGUGCCACCGAUGGAAUAGACGUCUCAGGCACAAACAUACAUGUGCACGAUGUUGAUAUCAAGACCGGUGAUGAGUGUGUGACGGCGAAGUCCCCUAUGAAAGGAUUGCUAGUUGAGCGAGUCAGCUGCAUUAACACUGAUGGCUGUUCCAUCGGUAGCUUUGGGGCAUCUGGCAAAGGGUACAUCGUCGAAGAUGUCUUAUACCGCCAUGUGAAUCUAACCAAUGCAUCCAACGGGGUGGUUGUGAAGACUUACUCGUCGUCCCAAGGAACCAUAAGGAACAUCACGUUCACGGACUUUAUCUUGGACAACGUAGCAUAUCCAAUCAAGUUUGACUAUACGUGGGGAGAAACGCUACACAAAACCAAGCGUAACAUAGGUUCGAGUUAUGGGUCGCAAAAAUGGACAGAUGCCAAGUUUAUUAACUUCCGAGGAACUGGUAGUAAAUACAGGCCUUUGGUCACUCUCCACUGCUCUCCUCGCUCUCCCUGCACUCAUUUCAAGUUCCAAAACAUUCAACUUCAGGGAUCAGUCGAAGAACCAUCCAUUUCUUCAGCUUGCGGGACCGUGGACAACCUCUCAAGAAAAGUUUUGAAGAAUAGUCUGCCCGGGUGCUGA